AUGAUAACAAAAUUUAUUCGCACUGGAAUUGCUGAUAAGGACGAUUAUCCUUUAUUUUUUGAGAAAGCAUUUUACGAAACUGAGGUUGAUGAAAAUGAGGAAAUUAAUCAUCCACUGCUUACAGUUACAGCACGAACGCAUAACGAAUAUAUUUACGGGAGGGCAGUAAACAAGAUGAGAAAAACAUAA
Molecule: messenger RNA, 189 nt
Organism: Clunio marinus
Lineage: Eukaryota; Metazoa; Arthropoda; Insecta; Diptera; Chironomidae
Source: the annotation of a GenBank genome assembly